Messenger RNA from Clupea harengus (Atlantic herring), 1426 nucleotides. Its product is annotated as chemokine-like protein TAFA-4. Gene Ontology annotation, molecular function: receptor ligand activity. The transcript has 5 exons. Lineage: Eukaryota; Metazoa; Chordata; Actinopteri; Clupeiformes; Clupeidae. The coding region runs from base 791 to 1291 and encodes 166 amino acids. The record is from RefSeq and is a predicted model, not a curated record.
AAUAAUGAAAGGGAUCUGCUACUGUCACGGAACAGAUGGUGUCUUGAUUAAGUUUUAUAAUGAUGGGAAAAGCUUCUUGUCGGCUUUUUGAGUGUAAUCGACUUGGGAGUCUAACCUCAGUGUGUUGGGGUUUGUAACGCUCGUCCUCGCCAAGACAAACUCAAAACUUUUACCCAAACUUGACUUGAAAAAUCACCUGAAUGCAUGUUUCUGCGUCAGUCGGACUAGACAUUCUUGAUCACUUUCUUGUUUGCUGUAGCGGCCAAAUCUGUGGAUGAAAACGGGGCGUGACUAGUGUCAUGAAGAAGAGCACUGCAAAUCAUCUGCGGAAAAACACUCAGGGAAGUUUUGCCGACGAAAUAUUCACAUUGUAUUGCUUAAGUCGCUUGACCUUUCGCUGAAACUGUCGCAAAGAUAGCAUACGAUCUCGCCCGAGACGGUACUUUUUUUUGGGUUUGUCUGUGUUCGCGGACCGGACUUCAAAACCACCAUGAAUCAUUUUUCGUUUUGAAGCAUCAAUCUGGAUAAAUAUUGCCAACUUCCUUUCUACAAUUUAUUGUUUGGAAGCAAGCAAUAAUCGAGUUCGGAGAUUUUUCCUUAAAUUCAAUCUGAUACCAUGGGAGACAUUUUAUAAAUGGCACCUAAACAACUGUCACCAAGGGAAAAAGACUUUGCCUUGCUUUCGCGAGCUGUUUAAUUAUAGAGGGUCCUUCUCUCUGAGCCACCAUGGUGAUCUUACCCAGAAGCAGCAAAGCCUCACUGGAUUUGGAUGGAUCAUAGAUAAAACAGGAUGAAGAUGAGGCCGUCGGGGGCGGCCCUGCUGCUCGCCUGCGCUCUGAUCGUUUGUUCUCCGCCAGUGUCCACCGGCAACCGCAAUGUCAUGAGACCAGCAGCUCAGACCCAGGUGAAGCCUGGGACCUGCGAGGUGGUGGCUGCCCACCGCUGCUGCAACCGGAACAAGAUUGAGGAGCGAUCGCAGACCGUCAAAUGCUCCUGCCUACCUGGGCAGGUGGCGGGGACCACAGAAGCUCGGCCCUCCUGUGUGGAAGCCUCCAUCGUCCGUCAGAAGUGGUGGUGCCAGAUGAGGCCCUGUCUGGAUGGGGAGGAGUGCCGAGUGCUCCCUGAUCUCACCGGCUGGUCUUGCGUCUCCGGGAACAAGGUCAAAACCACCAAGGUGAGCCCCCCCCCCUUCCUGGCAGGCGGCGGCCCGCGGAGAGAACCUGCGAGACGUUGCCGGGUUGGUCGUCUGCAAAGUGUAGCAAAGAAGGCCACGGAGAGCCAUGAGGUUUGAUGGCCUGGCAUGGGUCUAACAGGUUUCAUGAAAUAAGUGAGAAAACACAGGGGUGUGUUAAUUGGAACAGGAGAAUAUUCUGGACUGAUUUUUUGUCAAAGGUGUUAAUGCUGUGCCAUCAUAAGGAUUCAAAUU